Coregonus clupeaformis (lake whitefish) is the source of this 1965-nucleotide messenger RNA. RefSeq lists its product as uncharacterized. The record is from RefSeq and is a predicted model, not a curated record. Bases 1 to 1965 code for a protein of 654 amino acids. NCBI's taxonomy places the organism in Eukaryota, Metazoa, Chordata, Actinopteri, Salmoniformes, Salmonidae. The transcript has 2 exons.
AUGUCUGUAGUCUUCCAGGGGUUAAACCCAUCUGGCCACUCUCGUGACCCGGCUGUGACUGGGGCUGCGUGCAGAAUGGAUGAGCACUUCUCCAUGGAAACUGUGUUCGAUAUCGCCAUGACAACCCCCUUUGGGAAGGGGGUCGGGGAAGCAUCUCUCAACCUCCUGCCUGUCACAGCAUCUCUCUACCUCCUGCCUGUCACAGCAUCUCUCAACCUCCUGCCUGUCACAGCAUCUCUCAACCUCCUGCCUGUCACAGCAUCUCUCAACCUCCUGCCUGUCACAGCAUCUCUCAACCUCCUGCCUGUCACAGCAUCUCUCAACCUCCUGCCUGUCACAGCAUCUCUCAACCUCCUGCCUGUCACAGCAGCUCUCAACCUCCUGCCUGUCACAGCAUCUCUCAACCUCCUGCCUGUCACAGCAUCUCUCAACCUCCUGCCUGUCACAGUAUCUCUCAACCUCCUGCCUGUCACAGCAUCUCACAACCUCCUGCCUGUCACAGCAUCUCUCAACCUCCUGCCUGUCAAAGCAUCUCUCAACCUCCUGCCUGUCACAGCAUCUCUCAACCUCCUGCCUGUCACAGCAGCUCUCAACCUCCUGCCUGUCACAGCAUCUCUCAACCUCCUGCCUGUCACAGCAUCUCUCAACCUCCUGCCUGUCACAGCAUCUCUCAACCUCCUGCCUGUCACAGUAUCUCUCAACCUCCUGCCUGUCACAGCAUCUCACAACCUCCUGCCUGUCACAGCAUCUCUCAACCUCCUGCCUGUCACAGCACCUCUCAACCUCCUGCUUGUCACAGCAUCUCUCAACCUCCUGCCUGUCACAUCAUCUCUCAACCUCCUGCCUGUCACAGCAUCUCUCAACCUCCUGCCUGUCACAGCAUCUCUCUACCUCCUGCCUGUCACAGCAUCUCUCAACCUUCUGCCUGUCACAGCAUCUCUCAACCUCCUGCCUGUCACAGCAUCUCUCAACCUCCUGCCUAUCACAGCAUAUCUCAACCUCCUGCCUGUCACAGCAUAUCUCAACCUCCUGCCUGUCACAGCAUCUCUCAACCUCCUGCCUGUCACAGUAUCUCUUAACCUCCUGCCUGUCACAGCAUCUCUCAACCUUCUGCCUGUCACAGCAUCUCUCAACCUCCUGCCUGUCACAGCAUCUCUCAACCUCCUGCCUGUCACAGCAUCUCUCAACCUCCUGCCUGUCACAGCAUCUCUCUACCUCCUGCCUGUCACAGCAUCUCUCAACCUUCUGCCUGUCACAGCAUCUCUCAACCUCCUGCCUGUCACAGCAUCUCUCAACCUCCUGCCUGUCACAGCAUCUCUCAACCUCCUGCCUGUCACAGCAUCUCUCAACCUCCUGCCUGUCACAGCAUCUCUCAACCUCCUGCCUGUCACAGCAUCUCUCAACCUCCUGCCUGUCACAGCAUCUCUCUACCUCCUGCCUGUCACAGUAUCUCUCAACCUCCUGCCUGUCACAGCAUCUCACAACCUCCUGCCUGUCACAGCAUCUCUCAACCUCCUGCCUGUCACAGCUCCUCUCAACCUCCUGCCUGUCACAGCAUCUCUCAACCUCCUGCCUGUCACAGCAUCUCUCAACCUCCUGCCUGUCACAGCAUCUCUCAACCUCCUGCCUGUCACAGCAUCUCUCAACCUCCUGCCUGUCACAGCAUCUCUCAACCUCCUGCCUGUCACAGCAUCUCUCAACCUCCUGCCUGUCACAGCAUCUCUCAACCUCCUGCCUGUCACAGCAUCUCUCAACCUCCUGCCUGUCACAGCAUCUCUCAACCUCCUGCCUGUCACAGCAUCUCUCAACCUCCUGCCUGUCACAGCAUCUCUCAACCUCCUGCCUGUCACAGUAUCUCUCAACCUCCUGCCUGUCACAGCAUCUCUCAACCUCCUGCCUGUCACAGCAUCUCUCAACCUCCUGCCUGUCUGUUUAUGGGAUAUGUUUUCUGGCCUCUGGGGGUGA